Messenger RNA from Oncorhynchus gorbuscha (pink salmon), 2592 nucleotides. Its product is annotated as gastrula zinc finger protein XlCGF26.1-like. Bases 1 to 1746 code for a protein of 581 amino acids. The record is from RefSeq and is a predicted model, not a curated record. Lineage: Eukaryota; Metazoa; Chordata; Actinopteri; Salmoniformes; Salmonidae. Gene Ontology annotation, biological process: regulation of transcription by RNA polymerase II. The transcript has 4 exons. Gene Ontology annotation, molecular function: RNA polymerase II cis-regulatory region sequence-specific DNA binding; DNA-binding transcription factor activity, RNA polymerase II-specific.
AUGGAAUCGGAGGAGCAGGGAAUGUCUUGGUUACUCCAACUGAAAGAGGACAUCAGGAAGAUACAGGAGGAGGGUAUCGGUGCACCUUUGAGUCCCAGCCAAUCCAUUGAUGACGACGCCGUAGACUGUGAUGAAGACGAGAACCAGAAGGACAUGGAUUGGUUAUCUAGCAAAAGGCUGGAGGGGGAACCCAUGAGUCCCAGCCAAUCCUUUGAUGACAUCGCUGCAGACUGCGAUGAAGAAUGGGAUGAGGAGGACAGGGAUUGGUUGCCUAGCAAAGGGCUGGAGGGUCUGAAGACAGUGAGUGCGGCCCCCUCUCUGUCCUCUCCUGGUAAUGCCUUACUAUCAGGGUCUGAAGACAGGUGUCUGCGGCUGGUCGACUGCAGGAAAACACCAGGGUUGAGUGGAACUGCUGGAGGAGAAGACGAGGAGGAGGAAGGAGACGAGGAGGAGGAAGGAGACGUGAUUCAUCAAAGAAAAAGACGUGGCUAUUGUGGGUCCUCUGGGGAGCCCCAACAACAACAUCAUCAUGAUGCUGAUGACCCAGACUGGAGUCUCACCGAAUCAAAACACGCCAACAAACAACCGCAGAGACUUACAGGGAAGAAACAUCACUACUGCUGCACUCAGUGUGGGAAGAGUUUAGCUGGUUCAGCGCAACUUAAAAUGCACCAGAGAAUCCACACAGGAGAGAAACCUUACCGCUGCCCACAGUGUGGAAAAAGUUUCAGUCUAAAAGGUAAUCUUAAAAUGCACCAGAAAACACAUACAGGGGAAAAAAUGCACCACUGCUCUGACUGCGGGAAAAGUUUUGCACAAAACUCAACUUUAAAAGCACACAAGCAAACACACAAGCAUGCCGUAGAAAGGCCUUACCAAUGUUCCUUCUGCGAGAAGACAUUUUGUAUUUUGGCAACCUUUAAUUUCCAUAUGAAAAUGCACACCGAAGAGAAACCGUUCCAAUGUUCUGACUGCGGAAUGCGGUUCAUUCAUUUCAGUUUACUGAAAGCACAUGAACAUAAACACAAGCCCUCCGCCGAAAGGCCCUUCCGCUGCUCUGAAUGCGGGGCGUGUUUUACUACAAAAGGUAAUCUUAAAUUUCACCAGCUGACGCACAACCGGGGAGAGAGACCUUACUGCUGCUCUGAGUGUGGGAACUGUUUCUCUCAUCCGGUGUAUCUGAAGAAUCACCAGAAAAGGCACAGUAAAGAGAAGUCUGUUGUCUGCGACCUGUGUGGAAAGACCUUCAACCAUCCUGACGACUUCAGAAUUCACAUGAAGAUACACCGAGGAGUGAAACUGUACAACUGCCCCGACUGCGGCAGCAGCUUCAUAUUCCGCCGCCGUUUAAUAACACACCAGCGUGUGCAUACUGGAGAGAUGCCUUAUGUCUGCAAUCACUGUGGGAGGAGGUUUUCGCUGUCUCGUACUCUGGUGAAUCACCAGCGAACGCACACCGGGGAAAAACCUUACCACUGUUCUUUCUGCGGGAAGAGCUUCAGUCGGUCACAAAACCUAGCUGCACACAAGAGAACUCAUACUGGAGAGAAGCCUCAUGCUUGUGAUCAGUGUGGGAAGAGGUUUUCCCGAACCGACGCACUGGCUGUACACAAGCGCACCCACACUGGAGAGAAGCUUUACAGCUGUGAUAUAUGCAGGGAGACAUUCACCUAUUUAGUAGCCAUGUUGAAACAUAAGAAAGGACAUGGACAUCUUGCCGAUGCACUCUAUGCUGAACAGCCUUAGAAUGAUCGAAGCUCUAUGAAUAGACUUUGUUGUCCAUUGUUUAACUUUUAGACAAAAGGGAUUUGUCUUUUUGCUUAUAAUCUACCCCUCUAGAGAGAGAGAUGGACACAAGCACACAUGGUGGCUGGUAGCCUAGCGGUUAGAGCUUAGGACCUGUAACCGAAAAGUCACUUGUUCUUAUCCUCGAGGCGACGAAGCAAAAAAAAAAAUGGCUGUGCCAUUGAGCAAGGCACCUAACCCUAAUUGCUCCUGGGUUGCCGUUGAUAAUGGCUGACCCUGGCCGUGACUCCACUCUCUCCGAUGGCGUCUCAGGGGGAGUUGGGAUAUGCAAAAAAUAAAUGACCAAUUCACACUUGUACAUGUGUGAAAUAAGGACAAUAUAAACAUCAAGUUAUUAUUAUUAUUAUUGUUGUUGCAGACACACACACACACACGGGUUGGGAGCAGAGGGUCCGUAGCUUUGUAUUUGAGGUUACUUAAGGUUACGUUUGCUCAGCCCCGUCCCACAGCUGCCAUUGGACUGAAACAUAAAGCCAGGAUUGUGGCUUUAAACUGCCUGAAAUUACAGGGUUGUGUACUUACAUUCAGUAUCUGACAGGGAGACCUAACCUCUGCUCUCCUAGUCCUGUGGUGGAGUUUCCCAUAGCUACAGAUUUAUAUAGGAUCAGCUUCUUCUCCACAAAUGCUACCCUUAAAGCCCCUGUCAGUCUUUGUAAUUUUACACUAUGAGGUCGAAAUAACACUCUGAAAUUGUGAAAAUUAUUAUAAUGCCCAUUUUGUGUGAGUGCAUUUAAUUUAUUUAUCAAAAUGUGUUUUGGGGCAGAAAUGCCUUCUGGAACAUGUGAA